GGGCACAUGCCCUGCUGUGCCUCCCCUACACAUCGCCUACAGUCAGGUUAGGCAAUGAGGAACGAAGAAACACGCAAACCAAAAUUUUGGUUCCCCUGUUCUUCCACUUUGGUGGCUUAUCUGAUCCAGCUUUUACUUCACUCUCUUCUCUUGUUCUCUACUUGUCUGCAUUCCCCAGUCCCAUUAGGUUUUAUAUCCAGUCACUCUUCUUAGGUAUCUUGUCCAAUCUGUGUUUUUCAACCCAUCUUUCCCAUCCUUUACCCAGCCAGCCUUAGCCUCCCUACUCCUGGCUGUUCAUCCAGGGUCAUCGUGACGUCUCUCCCUCCACCUCAACAUUGGUGAUUUCAUGCACCCCAGAGCCUGGGAGAUCAUGGCUGCCAUAAUCCCCCAGCCCUUGGGAUCCCUGUGGCAGGGAGCACCUCAGCCAUGGGGGCCUGCUUCUUGCCAGUGUAGCCCAGGAUUUGGCUCCCCCUGCAUCAGUGAUAAGACACGAUGUAAUCUAAUGUGCAGUUCCACAAUCAUGCCUCCUCCUAUGCACAUGUGGAAUAGCAGGAGGCACAAUUGUGUGGAUCACACAUUAAAUCUCAUCAGUGUUAAAGGCAAUAAAAUCACUGCCUUUACCAGCAUGUGUAGAUGGGGCCCUAGUCUUGUUGCCCAGCCAAUGUUUCCCCCACCUCCUAUUCUCAACCUCAUUUUUUUUCUUUCCCCUACGCUAGCCAAGGAUCUUUUCCUCAACUUGUUCCCCAUCCCAAAAGGUUUGUACCUUUUUCUUUUCUUUUCUAUUUUCAAAUCUGGAAACUUCCUGUUCUAUUUUGCCUGAGUCGAGCUUGGGUGAAGUCAUUGGGAAAGCAGGAGAGACAGGUUCUGUGCUCUCUGUUUAAGUAUAUCAGUGAUUCUCAAACAGGGUGCUUCACCCUGUGGUGCUUUGAGAUCCUUUCAGGUGUGCCACAGGGUGCCACUCAAUGUUAACAUUGUUAAGUGUGCAAACCAGCAGCGGGAAGGAGAGGAGUCAGGCACACGUGUGUCCCACAUGCACGUGUGCCCCUUUACCAACUGACUGACCGGAGGCGGUGGCGGCAGCAGCAGCAGCAGCAGCAGAGGAGUCGGCGGCGGGGGCAGCAGCAGCUGAUCCCCCGAAGGUAAGUGGGGCGGAGGGACCCAGCACAGCUGAGCCGGAUCCGGAGGGGAAGCCCCCCGGGUUCCAUAUAGCUGAGCCGGUAGGGAGCUGCGCUCCCGAGCCACGCGGCGCGAACAGAGCGCACAAACAGGGAGGGCUAGGGAAGGGACUGUCCCCCCAUGCCAGGGAGCACCCCCGGGGCUAACCCUUGGGGAGCAGGCUCCCGCAGCAGCGGAUCCCCCCAGCGGGGGAGCGUAGGGGGCGGAACUGCCGGCAGGCACUUCUGGGUAGACUGGGGCACCUGAUUGGCCGUUGGAGCGGGGCGGGUAAUUCAAACCGCGGGCUUUAAAGCCACGGGGUGACGUAGUUCCCAGCACUUGGGAACCAGCAGCGGGAAGGAGAGGAGUCAGGCACACGUGUGUCCCGCACGCACGUGUGCCCCUUUACCAACUGACUGACCGGAGGCGGUGGCAGCAGCAGCAGCAGAGGAGUCGGCAGUGGGGGCAGCAGCAGCUGAUCCCCCGAAGGUAAGUGGGGCGGAGGGACCCGGCACAGCUGAGCCAGUUCCGGAGGGGAAGCCCCCCGGGUCCCAUAUAGCUGAGCCGGUAGGGAGCCGCGCUUCCGAGCCGUGCGGCGCGAACAGAGCGCGCAAACAGGCGCGCUCUGUAAGAGCACGCCGGCGUUUGCGCAGGCGUUCGCACCGGCGGGCGGGCAGGAAGGGCCAGGAGUGAGACUCCUGUAGGGGUAGGGCAUAGACACCACACAGAUCUACAAACAGCAGCUCGGAAUGGUGUCUACGAGGAGCGCUGCUAGGGCCUCUGCCCAGGGGGACAAGGCUACCCGGGGCUGGUUUGAGGCCUCCACCCAGACUGAGCCCAUGGGGGAGCUGAUGUCCCCCGACCUCCUGGCCUGUGGGGGAUCCCCAGCAGGGCCGGGGGGGCAGAGAUUGGGGGCCCCCACACCUGUCCCGCAGGUGCCCGUCUUAGGGCUCUGGAGGCGCAGGUGAGGGAGCUCCGGGAGGAGGUUAGCAGGCUGAGGGGGAUCAGGGAGGUGGAGGAUGAAAUUGACAGUUAUUUCCUUUCCCUGCAGGCCCAGGCACCCAAGGAAGAAGCAGCCCGGGGAGUGCCCUCCACAGCAGAGUGGCAGACGGUCACAGCCAGGACCGGAGCAGCUCGCAGCGAACCGGUACCAGCUUCUUCAGUCCGACUGGUGAACACGUCAAGAGAUCCACAAGGACCCAGAGGAGGAGGCGACGAGUGCUCGUCAUAGGUGACUCCAUCCUGAGAGGUACGGAAGGACCCAUCUGUCGCCAGGACCCCUCAGCACGAGAGUGACCGGAUGAGGAAGAUGGCAUGAGAACUGCAUCCGAGAAACCAACUGGCGGCUUCGGCAGUGGUGUCUCGAGGCAGGCUUCGGCUUCCUGGACAAUGACCUGCACAUCACGACGAGGGACAUGCUCAGCUGGGAUGGGCUUCACCUGUCCCCCAAAGGUAAGCGUGUGUUUUCUUCUAGGUUGGCGGAUCUCCUCCGGCGGGCUUUAAACUAGGCUCGUCGGGGGGAGGGGAAGAUGAGGGCAGGGGAAGCUGUGGACCACCAAACCAUGUGGCACCCACAAGGACAGCCCAGCCUGAAGAAAGAGAGCAUUGGAAACCUGAAAGCCAUGGGGAGACCAGCACUACAGAACAGUCAAAAAAAUGAGUGAAACCCAAGAACUGGCAUCUUCCAAGGGGUGCCAUGAAUCUAAGAAGUGGUGUAUUAGAUCUAAGAACACUGAGAACAUCUGCAGUAUAUGAACUUCUAGUAAUCCAUGGUUACAACCGCAUGGAAAGACUGGAGUGUACACAGUGUGGAUGGGACCUUUGGGAUUUUAUUUGGCCAUCGUCCCUAUUGGUGGGUCCAAGAAACAAUGAUCUAUCCCAAUCAAUCCACCCCAUGUCUUGAACAGUUUCCAAUAACAUGUGAAACUGGUCCAGGAAGCCCCUCUGGCCAUGCAAUGGGAUCUUCUUGUGUCUGGUAUGUAAUGGUGACAGCAGCCCUUAGUUACACAGUGGGACAGACAAAUAAAUCAGCAGUUACCCUGUACAGAGUGACCUGGUCAUUCCUUUGGAGUGUUUUUUGGAUUAUUCAGAUCAGUGUGUGUAUCUCUAGAGUGUUCAUAGCAACGCAUUUCCCUCAUCAAGUUAUUCUUGGAGUAAUUGCUGGAAUGUUGGUGGCAGAAGCAUUUGAACAUACCCCUGCUAUUCAGACAGCAAGUUUGAGAACGUACAUCAAAACAAAUCUGUUUCUAUUAAUUUCUGCUCUUGGCUUUUAUCUGAUUCUCAAAUUCAUUGAUAUUGACCUUUUGUGGUCUGUUCCAAAGGCAAAGAAAUGGUGCGCCAAUCCGGACUGGAUAAACAUUGACACAACUCCAUUUGCUGGACUCGUGAGAAAUUUGGGUGCACUCUUUGGGCUAGGUCUUGGCAUUAAUUCUGAAAUGUUCAUCAGGAGCUGCAAAGGUAAAAAUGGAUAUAAGAUAAGUUUCAGAAUAUUGUGUGUUGCUUCUUCUUUAGCUACACUGCAGCUGUAUGAUUUUAUCAAGAUACCCACACACACUGAGUAUUUGUUUUAUGCUCUAUCUUUUUGUAAAAGUGCAGCCAUUCCGCUAACUGUUGUUGCUUUGGUUCCAUACUGCAUACAUUUGUUAAUGAAGCCAACUGAAAAAAAGCUGAACUAAAUGUACAUUUGAAUGAUCUGAAAAUAUAAGGGUGCUUCUGGAUACAAGCAGUGUUCUAUGAGCCACUUCAAACAUGAUCAUUUUACUACUUCAUUAUGAAUGCUGGUGGAUGCCAAUACAUAUUUGAUGUUUUCCUUCCAUGUCCCACACACAAAAGCAGCACAGCCAGGAAUGACACUGUUAUGUUAGGAACACUGAUUAGCUAUCACUAGGUUUUCAUUCUUGGACUGUAUUACGGUAUGGUUUUACAGUAAGUAUUAUCAUAUGGUUUCCUGAUAUCACUGUGGGUAUGUCACUGCUUGGAUAUGGGUUUGUUUUUGCAAAAGCUUUGUGGGUCUUUAGUUGUCCUUCUUCAACUAGAUGGUGCUUCAUUUUCUGAGUGUACAUAGUGUCAUUGCACUUCCCAUUUUAUGUAUAUGAAUACUGUAUGUUAAUCUGCUAGAAAAAGGUGUGUGAUAAAAUCACACUUAACUGCACAAACACAACUAUAUACCAGGGUAAAGUUCUACAUACUUUGCCAGGAGCAUUAAAAGGUUGUGUUUAGAUUUUACUUACAGUGCUUCUUGUGUGAAGCAUCUUAUGUUUAUUCUUUCCUGAUUCAAUUUAUUAUUUAAAAGAUCAAUCUGGAACAAUUUAAUUUAGACCUGCUAAUUUUAUUUCUAGGUUAUCUCCAAGGCAGAUACUAUUUCAUUUAUGUAAUUUUUUUAUAUGUUCUUAAAAAAAAUCUAUUGCAAGAUAUUGAAUGAUAAAUUAUUACAUAUUUAACUUUGUGGAAACUCUUGAAUGUGGUAUAUUAAAUCUGUGUUGUUGGACUAUAUAUCUACACAGAAUUAAACAGUAAAAUGCAAUUAAUCUCAGCCACAUCUUAAAGAAUAUUGUACAUGUUCCUGACUUUUAAAUGUAAAUACGUCUAAUAAUCUCAUUUUACAAACCAGAAUUAUCAGUGACGCUAGUCAAGAUAAUUCUGUUAGUGAUGAAAAAGAAAUAAUUGUAAGAUGUUAAAUGUAAUAUGCAUAUAUGAACUGUUCUGCUUAACCUGAUGCUGCCAAUUAUAUUCCUUUUAUAUAUUAUAAUGCAUCUCAUAUUGCAUAUGGCUUUAAAUAGUUCAUAAUCCAUGUAAUUCCUGUAUCUGAUGCCCUCUGUUUGCUGAGUUGAGCAAUAUAAUGUUGAUGCCAACUUAAUACUGCCAUCUUAUAUAGCCUUUCUGUAACUAUGCCAGCCUUAAACUUUCAAAUUGCUAGGGCUUUGCAGGUGCUACCCAAUUUAUGAUAUUGUGGCAGUGAGGUUACCCAGGUACAGCUGAAAGGAUGGUCUGCAGACCUCCACUUAUUUGUAUGAUGAAUGAAAUGGAAGAUUCUGGCUUGCGGGGCAAUACAAAGGACAGCUUUGAGUUGGCCCUUGGCUGUUGAGAGUGAUCAAAACUCAAAAGACUGGCAAAGAUAAAACUGGUUUCCUUAUUUUAAAACUAAUCUGGAUUAAAAUCCCUUUGAUGGAACACUUUCCUCUACACAGCUGCAGGAAACAGUGUGUUCAGAAAAUCCAUGUACUAUUAAAGAAUGAAUAAAGAC
Alligator mississippiensis (American alligator) is the source of this 5398-nucleotide messenger RNA. RefSeq names its product glucose-6-phosphatase catalytic subunit 2 (gene G6PC2). Gene Ontology annotation, biological process: glucose 6-phosphate metabolic process; gluconeogenesis. The transcript is spliced from 8 exons. Gene Ontology annotation, molecular function: glucose-6-phosphatase activity. The record is from RefSeq and is a predicted model, not a curated record. Gene Ontology annotation, cellular component: membrane. Lineage: Eukaryota; Metazoa; Chordata; Crocodylia; Alligatoridae. The coding region runs from base 2925 to 3830 and encodes 301 amino acids.